AUGGGCUAUUAUCAGUGGUUGUGUACAGCAGGGGUGAUCUUUGGACUGCUGGAAUUCCAGUUCAACAAGUUGAAGGAAUUAUGUUGUAUAUGCACUGUGAUGGAUAGAGGAAUGCGUGAUUCGCUUGCUUGCUUCUUAAAUGCGACACCUUUCUUGGAGAAGUUGUUUGUCAAUAUCGACGAAAACUGUAGUAGUCCAAUGCCAUGCCCCUAUUUUCAGCAAUACUGGCAUGAGCCUCACUUAUGUAUGAACUAUGCAACUGUGAAAUGCAAUGCUUCUCAACUCAAACAUCUAAGUACUUUUAAGAUGGCUGGUUUUACAAGUGAAGAGGAUCAAUUACUUUUAAUGGAUCUUUUGCUUCAUAAGGCACUUUUGCUCGAGACAGUGACUGUUACAUCACCGGAGAAUCGUUCAUGGUCUGUUGCAAAAAUUCCUCAAUGUCAUCUAAACCGGUUUCAAAGGUUCCAGCCUGAAAGUAUGGUGGCAUCCCUUCCAAACAAGGAUUACUCUUUGUAUUAA
This is a messenger RNA of Ilex paraguariensis (yerba mate), 519 nucleotides long. The record is from the annotation of a GenBank genome assembly. NCBI's taxonomy places the organism in Eukaryota, Viridiplantae, Streptophyta, Magnoliopsida, Aquifoliales, Aquifoliaceae.